AUGUCAAAGGCAAUUGCUGUAACUCUCCCGACAACAUUCCACAGAUAUCACAUAUGGCAUAUCUUGAAUAAGAUUACAAAGAAACCCGACAUUGGAGAAUGUUUUUCGAAAAUGUGCAAAUGCAUAUGGGGUAUGGACACGAAAGAAGAAUUUGAUGCUAAAUGGGAGGAAAUCAUCACAAACAAUGGGCUGAAAGACCAUGUGUGGCUAAGCUCAAUUCAUGCUAUGCUGGAGAAUUGGGUUCCAUCAUAUGUAAAACAUGUGUUUUUAGCUGGGAUGUCAAGUAGUCAACGGGCCGAAAGCUGUCAUUCAUUUUUCAAACAAUAUAUUAACCGAAAAAACACAUUGAUGGAAUUUAUUGUACGUUUUGAAAAAGCUCUUGGUUCACAGAGACACAAGGAGUUAAUGGCUGAUCAUGUUGAUAACAACAAAAAACCUCCACUACCAUUUCAAACACCAAUGCAACAUCAAAUGGGAUGCAUUUACACUCGGGAAAUUCUUGAAAUGUUUGAAAGGGAAGACUUCAGAAGUCUUUUAUGCUUGUUCGAACUUGUAGAGCAAGAUGAGACGCACUGCAGAUACAAAGUAAGUGAGCGGGUUGAGCAUUUGCCAGACAAGUACAUAUUGAAACGAUGGCUUCAAAGUGUGAAAAGUGGUGUAAUAUAUGAUAUGAAUCACAAAGAAGUUAACGAUUGCGUUGAUGGUUUGCUUUCGGUUAAGAGAUUGAAAGUCUACAAAGUUGCAAGUGAUUUGAUUGAUUCAUCUUUGUUGUGUGAUGAAGGUUUUGAGUUGCUGGAAAAAUCUUUUGACGACAUUCGGGGGAAGCUUACAAGGUUAGUGUCAUCAAGAGCUCAUGUCGAAGAAGAACCCAAUGGAGAUGUCGGAACUAGUUAUCCCCAACUGAGAAUCAAAGAUCCACAUUGA
This is a messenger RNA of Prunus armeniaca (apricot), 924 nucleotides long. The record is from the annotation of a GenBank genome assembly. Lineage: Eukaryota; Viridiplantae; Streptophyta; Magnoliopsida; Rosales; Rosaceae.